GUGCUGUCCUCAGGCGAAUCCAAGUCGCAUUGAAAUUGUGGGGUGGAAACAAUGAGCGCUACCGCGCCUGAAAAUGCAGAACGCGCGGCCGUGCUCCAGGCGUACCGGAGCAAGGUGCUCGAGCACCGUGAGGUCGAGGGCCGGGUGAAGAGCAUGCGUGAAAAUGUCAAGACCUUGGUCAAGGAGUACCAUAAAACCGAAGAUGACUUGAAGGCACUUCAGAGUGUCGGGAUGAUCAUCGGCGAAGUUUUGCGGCAGCUCGACGAAGACCGUUUUAUCGUCAAAGCCAGCAGCGGUCCCCGCUACGUGGUGGGAUGCCGAACCAAAGUCGAGAAGGACAAGUUGAAAAGCGGAACGCGUGUCGCCUUGGACAUGACGACGUUGACCAUCAUGCGAUACCUUCCCCGCGAAGUCGACCCGACUGUGUACCACAUGCUCAACGAAGAUGCAGGAAAUGUGUCCUUCUCCCACAUUGGGGGAUUGAACGAACAAAUCCGCGAACUGCGCGAAGUCAUUGAGUUACCCUUGACGAACCCAGAACUGUUCCUCCGCGUUGGGAUCAAGCCACCGAAGGGCGUGCUGCUGUACGGCCCCCCUGGGACCGGCAAGACUUUACUCGCCCGAGCUUUGGCGUGCAAUAUCAAUGCCACGUUCCUGAAGGUCGUUGCUAGUGCCAUCGUGGACAAAUACAUCGGUGAGAGUGCGCGCGUGAUCCGUGAAAUGUUUGGGUACGCUCGCGAUCAUCAACCAUGCGUCAUCUUCAUGGAUGAAAUCGAUGCGAUUGGAGGGAGCCGUUUUUCGGAAGGCACGUCGGCGGAUCGUGAAAUUCAGCGCACGCUCAUGGAGUUGCUCAACCAGCUCGAUGGGUUUGACUCACUUGGUCAAGUAAAGAUGGUGAUGGCGACAAACCGACCGGAUAUUCUCGACCCUGCGCUUUUGCGUCCAGUGCGUUUGAGCCGCUUUCACUACCAAUCGCAUCUCAGCCUUGAUGUUGCUGUAGGGUCGAUUGGAUCGCAAGAUUGAGAUUCCUUUGCCCAACGAAGCAUCUCGCAUGGACAUUUUGAAGAUCCACACUGGUCCUAUCACGAAGAAAGGCGACAUUGGUAAGCAGCCACAUCGUUAACCUCCUUCAAGCCUUGUCGUCUUCUUCACGCUUGCUGGUAGAUUACGAGUCUAUUGUCAAAUUGACGGACGGGUUUAAUGGUGCCGAUAUCCGCAACGUGUGCACGGAGGCCGGUGUAUUUGCAAUCCGCGCCGACCGCGACUAUGUGGUCGAGGAAGACUUUAUGAAGGCAGCACGCAAGCUGGCCGAGACCAAGAAGCUUGAGAGCAAGAUGGACUACAGCAAGGUCUAGAUUUAGAAGUCGGUUAAUGCCCAUCUAUCGUAUGUCCUCUUGGCACAAUACCGCGAUUCUCGGCGGCUGCCGCG
Molecule: messenger RNA, 1429 nt
Organism: Aphanomyces invadans
Lineage: Eukaryota; Oomycota; Saprolegniomycetes; Saprolegniales; Verrucalvaceae
Product: 26S protease regulatory subunit 10B, variant 2
Exons: 2
Coding region: 52-1023 (323 amino acids)
Biological process (GO): positive regulation of RNA polymerase II transcription preinitiation complex assembly
Cellular component (GO): cytosolic proteasome complex; proteasome regulatory particle, base subcomplex
Molecular function (GO): ATP binding; ATP hydrolysis activity; proteasome-activating activity
Source: RefSeq, a predicted model, not a curated record